CGCAAGAUGGGUAAAGGAUGGGCACAUAUCACGCAAUCUGUAGUACGACCACAUGCAAUGCCCUCGGUCUGAGCUAUAUAGCUGGCAAAAUGCACACUGACGUAGGCCUUCUUCUACUCAAACAACACAACUUCGAUCAGAGUAUCUAUUCCAAGUCAUUUCGCAGGGCUACGGACAAUGGCUGGCACCAAUGGCACCACGAGUAAUGAGCAUGGCAAUGCAAAAGACGUUUCCUACCGUGACCCGGCAGUCUACGCAGAAUACGAGAAGAAAUGGACGGCACUUCCGCAGGAUGAGGCGGGCUGGCUCCGUCGGGCUCAGGAAGUAGCCGAUGUCCUGGCAGUCGAUGCAGUCGUCAGGGACGCAGAGAACAAGUCACCGCGGGCAGAGGUUGCUCUGCUGAAGUAUGCUGGCCUACUCAAGGUCCUUGGCCCAAAGAAGUACGGUGGUGGUGGUGAGCCCUGGAGCGUGGGGUACAAGCUCAUCCGCAAGGUCGCCGAAGCAGACGGAUCGAUUGGCAUGCUCCUCGGCUACCAUCUCCUGUGGUCCACUACAGCUGAUGUUGUUGGAUCGGCUGAGCAAGCAGACCGCUUCCAGAAGCUGAUUAUCGAGAACAACUACUUUAUUGGCGGCGCUGUCAAUCCCAGAGAUAGCGAUCUCUCCAUUUCAUCCGAUGGCGACAAGAUCGUGUUCAAUGGCUUCAAGCACUUCAACACAGGGGGCGUUAUUUCCGAUCUCACUGUUUUGGAAGGCGUGUAUGAAGGAACCGACCAUCACAUCUUCGCGUUUGCGGCAACAGACCAGCCCGGCAUUCAAUUCUCACACAACUGGAAUAAUAUUGGGCUCCGGUUGACCGAGUCUGGCAGCGUGAAGAUCUCCAACGUGGCCGUGCCGUGGACCGAUGCAUUGGGCUGGAACGUCGCGGAGAAGAAGCCAGAUGCAGCAGCUCUCCAGAUUCCCUUUGCAUCGCUGCUCCUGCCAAGCAUUCAGCUCGUUUUCAGCAACUUUUAUCUCGGAAUUGCUCUUGGUGCGCAAGACUACGCGUCCAAGUAUACGCUGAAGGGUACGCGAGCAUGGCCGUAUGGUGGAGAUAACAAGGACAAGGCCACGGAGGAAUUCUACAUCCUCGAGCGCUAUGGCAACUUUCACGCUCAUCUACGCGCCGCUGUAGCCCUAGCGGAUCGCGCAGGCGAGCAGGCCAACGACAUCUACAAGAAAUACUCGGGCGAUCUAGCCACUCGGGCGAAGCUGACAGCUCGCGAGCGUGGAGAGUUUGCCGAGUGGGUGGCCAGCACCAAAGUGGUGACUACUGACACUGGUCUGCGUGUGACGGCGGGAGUGUUUGAGGUAACGGGAGCCAAAGCCACGAGCCAGGGGGUUGGGCUCGAUCGCUUCUGGAGAGAUGUGCGUACACACACGCUGCACGAUCCUGUGUCGUAUAAGAAUCGGGAGCUGGGGAGAUUUCAGUUACUGGAUGAGAUACCUGAGCCCACGUGGUAUACGUAGAUGAGUAUACCGAACACGCUUCAGCAUCAUCAGUGGGGACAUGAUCAUUUCCCAUCGUAUCUCCUUUGCAAUAGACGGUGUUGUGUAUCGGAUUUCAAGUAAAUACAUAUACCUGGAAUGAGAGGCGUUCCCAACUAGAAGACUGAUGUUCUCCUGGGAACGAUUGGUGACGCGUCGUGCAAACAGUCGUUCGAAGCCAGGUGGGGCGGGCCCAGUUUUGUAGUGGUAGCGAAAAUGAG
Messenger RNA from Cucurbitaria berberidis CBS 394.84, 1745 nucleotides. RefSeq names its product acyl-CoA dehydrogenase NM domain-like protein. The coding region runs from base 178 to 1506 and encodes 442 amino acids. The transcript has 3 exons. Gene Ontology annotation, molecular function: 3-methylbutanoyl-CoA dehydrogenase activity; flavin adenine dinucleotide binding. Lineage: Eukaryota; Fungi; Ascomycota; Dothideomycetes; Pleosporales; Cucurbitariaceae. Gene Ontology annotation, biological process: L-leucine catabolic process. The record is from RefSeq and is a predicted model, not a curated record.